Pochonia chlamydosporia 170 is the source of this 432-nucleotide messenger RNA. RefSeq lists its product as hypothetical. The record is from RefSeq and is a predicted model, not a curated record. The coding region runs from base 1 to 432 and encodes 143 amino acids. NCBI's taxonomy places the organism in Eukaryota, Fungi, Ascomycota, Sordariomycetes, Hypocreales, Clavicipitaceae. The transcript has 3 exons.
AUGACCAUGUUAGAAAAGGUCGUUACCCGCAGAUUUCUACCCAGAAUUUGGUCAAACCUGAGCCGUCAGGUCCCCGGGAGGACGCCUUAUGAUUACAGCCGUGUCAUAAUCGGUGCAAUCCCUAGAGUUCCAUCCCUAAACAAGACGCCUCUGGUGGCGGAUACAAGCAUAUCCUAUAAAGGAGGUUUAGUGCAUAGUAGCAUGUUGCAAUACGGUUCAGCUUACAGCUACACCCCUUGGCCGUCAGAAACGAACCAGAAACGGUACAGCUUACCACCAAAUGCUCCUGAGGAUGAGGCCCCCAUAAAGAUACGUUUCAUUUAUGGCUUUUCUGCCAAGAAGCAGCAUAGUGACAACAGGACAACUUCUAUCAUUCUGCAGCAUCUUGAUCAUUCUGUAUUAAAGGCCAGGACGUGUGUGGUACAUGGAUAA